AUGGUCAACAAUAGGCGCAAAUACCGCAAGAGUAUAACUGGCAACCCUGGUCGGCGCCGAGAACGAGACGCAGCACGAGAAAGGGCUUCUCAGGUGCAAAAUGCUCUGCAGAGCUCUUCCCUCCCAACAUCGCCAGUGCCUCUUGCACGCUCAGCGACGGUAAGUGAGCGUACAGUUCAAUCGCAGCCUCUCCCUGUCACCCGUACCUCUCCUACUGCUGCCCCUCGAGAAACGACAGUGCUAGAGCAGGCACAGCAGCUAGUCGACUACGGGCGUCCGUUUGUGAUUGCCGCCAACGCCUUUGACGGUGCCUUGCAGCAGCUGGCAGGCAGCAACACUGCCCCAUGUAGCCGCUGUCGUCGUCGUUUUCCUUCACUUGUACUGCAUCAGCGCAGCAAACGGUGCAAAGAGUGCACCAGCAGUGCAUCACCAUCACCACCACCACAGUUUGGUCCUCAGAGCAUUUACCCGGCUGCUGUGCCUCCCGAGCUUCAGCGACUGACGCUGCUUGAGCAGGCGCUCAUUGCGCAGCACCACCCAGUAGUGACUGGCAUUCGCCUGACGUUCACGCCCAAUCGUCGGUGGGUCACCUACACUGUGACACACUUUGGUACUAAUGUGGCCUUUAGGCUUGCCACAACGUUGCCUCUUUCGCUCGGUCGCCUCGCGUCCGUCUUUUUUCUCUUUGAUCGUGUCCAACCGGGCAACAACAGCGGCGGCGGCGACGACAACAUAGUGACGCUUGUCGAGUCGUUGGCACUUCCGCUGCCCUUUGACCUGAUGGCUCGUCGAGAGGUGGUACGUCAGGCGUUGUUCUGGCUAAAGGAGCACAAUCGGUACUACGAGCAUGUCGACAUAUCAGAGGACAAUUUGGCCGCCAUUCCUCUUGAUUUGCACAAUUUGCUGCCUGCACUGGCGCGCCUGCAGUACGAGCACCAGCAGCAGCAGCAGCAGCAGCAGCAACAGCAACAGUCGCAGACCAACUACGACGACACCGGCACUGAUGCCUCCACCUUUUCGUUUCGCAGCGGCAAUGUUUCCGUUUCUAGCGGUGCAGGCACCGUUUCUUCUGCCACUGCAACUGCUCCUUCGGGGACAGACCACCUUUGUGCCGCUGCUUCAGCCACUCAACUACCAGCUUCGAGUGGCCGCACAGCUUCGAUUGCCCUUUGCGCAACAGCAGCCUACGGUGAUCCGUUUACUGCAAUGCAGCGCUAUGAAGGCUUCUUUACCUACGCCUUUCCGCAUCUCUUUCCACAUGGCCGCAGUGAACUGCGAGGGCCGCGUCGGGCCGACAUUUCACCAAAGGCCUACCUCGACUACUUGAUGCACUUUGAAGAUAGGCGUUUUGCGCGCGACAGUCGCUUUCCCUUUCUGGCCAUGAAUGCGGUGCUGCGCUGGCAGGCCAGCUUUCUCAUUGGCCUUGCCAUCCGCCAGACACUGGCGGCCAACUGUCGAACGGUGGGCGAGCUGCGAGACACCAUUGAACGGCAGCGACAGCAGCAGCAAGAGCAACGAGAGCUGUUGCAGCGUCGACAACGACGGCUGAGGGGGCGGUUGUUGCCGCCACGGAGGCUACGCCCCGCUCACUUUGACUCUAUUCUGGGUCGCAUUCGCGCCUACGUGGCGCGUAUUCGCUCGACCGCCUCCUACUGGGAGCAUCAUGGCGCAGAGCUGGCAGCCAUGGUGGCGCAGCUGCCACGCCAGCCCACCAUCUACUUUACCCUGACGGUGGCCGACUUGCACUGGCCCGACUUGUACGCCUUUCUCCUUGCGCACACGGCCAACACUGAGCCGCUGCUGCCCAACCAGUCAGCCGAGGACGUCAAGGGGCUAAGUGACGAGCAGCGGGUGCAGGUGCUGCGAGACAACGCCGAUUUGGUCGCCUUUUACGUUCAGCAGCGAAUGAAGCUCUUUUUCGAGCACAUUGUUGAGCCGCUCUUUGGAGUGGUCGACAGCUGGCGUCGUUUUGAGUGGCAAAAGCGUGGCAGCGGCCACGUUCACGGCGUCAUUUG
Molecule: messenger RNA, 2015 nt
Organism: Rhagoletis zephyria (snowberry fruit fly)
Lineage: Eukaryota; Metazoa; Arthropoda; Insecta; Diptera; Tephritidae
Source: RefSeq, a predicted model, not a curated record